This is a messenger RNA of Cottoperca gobio, 3041 nucleotides long. Its product is annotated as glutaminase liver isoform, mitochondrial-like. The transcript has 18 exons. Gene Ontology annotation, biological process: L-glutamine catabolic process. Lineage: Eukaryota; Metazoa; Chordata; Actinopteri; Perciformes; Bovichtidae. Bases 156 to 1979 code for a protein of 607 amino acids. The record is from RefSeq and is a predicted model, not a curated record. Gene Ontology annotation, molecular function: protein binding; glutaminase activity.
AGUCACAGCCUGUACUUGAGCAAGUGUGUAAGACAGCAGCUGCUAUUAAAGCGAAGGACCAAGGAGCAUUGGUCAGAAAUAUCUCUCUAGAUCAGCUACCGGGAAGAGGAAAAAAAAAUCUGAAUUAUUCAAUAUUAAGCCCUACUUAUCACACAAUGCACUGCCUGAAAGGUCUGAGGACAGCUAACCCGGGAAUCUUGCAGCUAUUUAAAAAUGCAGGGAUUUCCAGCAGAGUUGGAGCUGACAACAUUGUUUUGUCCAGGACGCAGCAACCUGUUCCUCUCCCCUGCUGGGCCGCAGCAUCACCCCACACCCACAGAGCCUUUCACCAGAAGGGCCCUGAUGCAGACCCAGGACACCCCAAGAGUAGGUUGAUGUCCAGUAUGGAAGACCUACUUUUCUACACUAUCACUGAAGGCAAAGAGUCGAUCCCCCUGUCCCAUUUCAUCUCUGCUUUGAGAAAAACAGGUUUGUUGACGUCUGACCCUCGCCUGCGGGACUGUGUUCGUCAGAUGCGACAAUCCUCACGUGACUCCAUCGGGCCGGUCAUGAUGGACAAGAAGCUCUUUAGAAGGUGUUUGGGAAACAACAUCAUGCUGCUGACGAAGGCUUUCAGAAAAAAGUUCAUCAUUCCGAACUUUGAAGAGUUGACCCAGCACAUUGACCGGAUGUAUGACAGUGCACAACAGCAGGAGGCAGGACAGGUAGCUGAUUACAUUCCUCAGCUGGCUAAGUUCAGCCCUGAUCUCUGGGGUGUAUCUCUGUGCACAAUCGAUGGACAGAGACACUCUGUGGGUGACACCAAGGUUCCCUUUUGUCUACAGUCGUGUGUGAAGCCUCUGGAGUACGCCAUCGCUGUGCACGAGUUUGGCAGUGAGCAUGUUCACCGCUUUGUGGGCAAAGAGCCCAGUGGAUUCAAAUUCAACAAACUGUCACUAAAUGACGAAGAUAAACCACACAACCCGAUGGUGAACGCCGGAGCUAUCGUCAUCAGUUCUUUAAUUAAGCCUCAUUCAAAUAAGGCAGAGAGGUUCGACUAUGUGAUGGAGUUCUUGAAAAGCUUGGCUGGUACAGAGUAUGUGGGCUUCAGCAAUGCAACUUUCCAGUCGGAGAGGGAGACCGGUGAUAGGAAUUAUGCAAUUGGUUAUUACCUCAAAGAGAAAAAAUGCUUUCCUGACAAUGCAGAUAUGAUGGCAGCACUUGACUUCUACUUUCAGUUGUGCUCCAUUGAGGUGUCCUGUGAGUCAGGAAGUGUCAUGGCGGCCACACUAGCCAACGGGGGCAUUUGUCCAAUCACAGGUGAGCGUGUGCUGAGUGCUGAAGCCGUCCGCAACACCCUGAGCCUCAUGCAUUCCUGCGGCAUGUACGACUUCUCCGGACAGUUUGCCUUCCAUGUGGGCUUGCCUGCUAAAUCUGGCGUUUCAGGUGCUGUUCUGCUGGUUGUCCCCAACGUCAUGGGUAUGAUGUGUUGGUCUCCACCUUUAGAUCGGCUCGGAAACAGUGUUCGUGGCAUUCACUUCUGUCAGGAGCUGUUAUCUCAUUACAACUUCCACAAUUACGACAACCUGAGACACUUCACCAAGAAACACGACCCCAGGAGAAGAUCAGAUGAAGAUCCAAACAAGUCAGUGGUAAACCUGAUGUUUGCAGCCUACAGUGGUGACCUCACUGCUCUCAGGAGGUUUGCUCUUUCAGCUUUGAACAUGGAGCAGAGAGACUACGACUCUCGCACAGCGCUCCACAUUGCUGCUGCAGAAGGUCAUGCGGAAGCUGUUGUCUUCCUAACUGAAGUAUGUAACGUGAAUCCUCACAUGAAAGACAGGUGGGGGAACACACCUGUAGAUGACGCCUUGCAGUUUGGCCAUGAUGUUGUUGUUUCAGUCCUGCAAGAGUACCAGCGUGGGUACGCUGACAGCGAAGCACCAUGCGACACAGAGGAGCAGAAGACCACGCCAGACACGUUGAAGAGCAUCGUUUAAACCAGUGGUUCCAAACCUGGGGUCUGGGCCCCCCAUUAGCGUGGCGCCCAAGAUUUGUCUGGAGGUUGUCAAAAUUAAGUUUGCACAUGUACAACUAAAAUCCUAAUAACAUACUUACUGGAUCAUUUAUACAAAAGUCUGUAAACAACACUUAUAUAGUUAUUUCCAUACUUAAUAAGCCACACCUCUGUGACCUUUCAACCUCUGUGACCAGCACUCUCAAUCACUUUCGUCAGGUCCGCUAGUUGGCAGCUCAUCCUUGUUUUUCCUGCCGUCAGAGAAUCCCUAUUUUAUGAAUGAACAACAUUUCUGAGAACCUAAAAAGUGCUGACUCAUCAGUAUCAAAAAAGAAAGUAAGGCUAUAUCUCGAGAGCUACCUUAACUUUGCUUUUUAUUGACGAACAGGUCAGGUCUCAGCCAGAAUGUGUCAUCUGUGGCGAGAAGCUGGAGAACAUGAAGCCAAGCUAAAUGGAAACGACACAAGGGAUCAUAAGGAUUUUGUAAUGGAAAUGAAUCUCUUUUAUUAUGAGAGGACUGAAAAGACACAGGAUGAUUGAGAAACCUGAUGAAUGAAUGAGUUUAUCUUAAAUAUAGUAAUAAAUGUUAUAUAAUAUAAUUAGAUGAAAAGCUUAUCAGUGCAGGAUUUAGUCUCUUUGUAAUGUAUCUGUGUGGAGAAAAAUACAUUAAUUUCAGCCAUGGCUUGUGUUGCAACACUAAUGAUCUGUUGUGUUUGGCUUCUGACAGAAAAUGACACUGUGAUGUAAAUAUCUAAUAUCGGUGCCUAUUUAUUGUUAAAAUAUUGAAAUAUAUUUUUGCUUCAUCAGCAUGUCAUUAAAUCAGGGGAUGUUAUGCCUCCUGUGUAAUAACUUUAUAAAUAUUCCCAAAGCUGCUUCAUUAAUUAACUCAACAGGAGGUUAUUCAGUUUGCGUUCUGUAACACUGGUUUAUUGUAGUUUAUGCUCGUUCAUAGGCCAGUUUAUUCACUGCCGAUACCUUGUGUUGAUUUUCUUUUUGGCUCUUUUUAUUUGUCACUUGUGUAUCACAUAAACAUCUGCAUAUCUCA